CUUAGUAGUCCGCCUUCUCGGUACCUUAGGAAGGACUACAAAUCCCAGCGAGCAGAGCGCAACGCGAGGACUCAAGAGGAGGAGCCCGGAACCAGGGCCCCAACGUAUAGUGGAUGUGGCCAUGGGGAAGCGGUACUUCUGUGACUACUGUGACCGCUCCUUCCAGGACAACCUCCACAACCGAAAGAAGCACCUGAAUGGACUGCAGCACCUCAAGGCCAAGAAGGUGUGGUACGACAUGUUCCGAGAUGCAGCUGCCAUCUUGCUGGAUGAACAGAACAAGCGACCCUGCAGGAAAUUCCUGCUGACAGGCCAGUGCGACUUUGGCUCCAACUGCAGGUUUUCCCACAUGUCAGAACAAGAUCUGCAGGAGCUGAGCGUCCAGGUGGAAGAGGAGAGGCGGGCCAGAGAAUGGCCACUGGAGACUGCCGAGCUUCCUGAGGGACACCUGGAGGACUGGCUGGAGAAGAGAGCUAAGAGGCUAAGCUCAGCCCCAAGUAGCAGGGCUGAACCCAUCAGAACCACGGUCUUCCAGUAUCCAGUGGGCUGGCCGCCAAUGCAGGAGCUGCCCCCCUCCCUGCGGGCGCCCCCACCUGGAGGGUGGUCCGUACUGCCCAGAGUGCAGUGGGGCUGAGCUCUUCCUCACCCCCCCUGCCUGGCUUCCCACUGUCUCAUCAGUCACAGUAAAGACAAUUGCCUAACCUAGGAAGCAGAGCUGCCUUCCCUCCGUUCUCCCUGGGGCCUAUGAGCCUGGCCGCCCAUCCGCCCACCAUCCCUCAGGGCGUUUCUUGAGAAGAUGGGUGAGAAACAUCCAAAUGUUUAUAUAAAAAAAAAGUCUGUCCUUGA
Molecule: messenger RNA, 846 nt
Organism: Mus caroli (Ryukyu mouse)
Lineage: Eukaryota; Metazoa; Chordata; Mammalia; Rodentia; Muridae
Gene: Zmat5
Product: zinc finger matrin-type 5
Cellular component (GO): U12-type spliceosomal complex
Molecular function (GO): zinc ion binding
Source: RefSeq, a predicted model, not a curated record